Molecule: messenger RNA, 3507 nt
Organism: Equus caballus (horse)
Lineage: Eukaryota; Metazoa; Chordata; Mammalia; Perissodactyla; Equidae
Gene: GGTA1
Product: glycoprotein alpha-galactosyltransferase 1 (inactive)
Biological process (GO): carbohydrate metabolic process
Cellular component (GO): Golgi apparatus; vesicle; membrane
Molecular function (GO): hexosyltransferase activity
Source: RefSeq, a predicted model, not a curated record
UCUGCCUCAGUGAAAAUGAAACAAACAUCCCCUCCGCCUCCGCGCCACCAGACACACACACACACACACACACGCACCCGCGCUCACGCACCCGCGGGCCGGCCUCCCCGCUGGCUGUGUCCGGGGCGGGACCGCCUUUGCACAAACACCCGCCGGCCGCGCAGAGCGGGGAGCGCGCCACCGGCUGUCGAGCGCUCGCCGGCUCCCUGGCGCCCGUGCCCGCUCGCGCUGCCCGCUGCCCCGAGGAGCGCCCGGCGGCCGGCCGGCCGGAGCGCAGCGGCACCCCCGCCCCGGCACGCACCGCCGGGCUCGGGCGGAGGCGGCGCGGCCACUGUGCGGGCAGCCGAGGGCGCCGCCGGGGCCGGGAGCCGAGGCGCGGUCCAGACUCGAGCGCGCACGGGUUCUGCGGAUCAGGAGUUGGAACACAGCACCUUCUUCCCAGCCCUGCCUCCUUCUGCAGACCGGAGCUCAAUAGCAAUUCCUUUUGUCUUUUACUCUGCGGGGAGAGGAGCAGACGAUGAGGAGAAAAUAAUGAACGUCAAAGGAAAAAUGAUUCUGUCAAUGCUGGUUGUCUCAACUGUAAUUGUUGUGUUUUGGGAAUACAUCAACAGCCCAGAAGGCUCUUUCUUGUGGAUCUAUCACUCAAAAAACCCGGAAGUUGGGGGCAGCAGCGCUCAGAAGGGCUGGUGGUUUCCGAGCUGGUUUAACAAUGGGACUCACAGUUACCAAGAAGAAGACAUCGACAAAGAAAAGGAAGACGAUGAAGAAGAGCUUCAGCUCUCCGACUGGUUUAAUCCACAGGAACGCCCAGAGGUUGUGACGGUGACCGAAUGGAAGGCGCCGGUCGUGUGGGAAGGCACUUACAACAGUGCCAUCUUAGAAAAUUAUUAUGCCAAACAGAAAAUUACCGUGGGUCUGACGGUGUUUGCUGUCGGAAGAUACAUUGAGCAUUACUUGGAGGAGUUCUUAACAUCUGCUAAUAAAUACUUCAUGGUUGGCCACAAAGUCAUAUUUUAUAUCAUGGUGGACGAUGUCUCCAGGAUGCCUUUCAUAGAGCUGGGUCCUCUGCGUUCCUUUAAAGUGUUUGAGAUCAAGUCUGAGAAGAGGUGGCAGGACAUCAGCAUGAUGCGCAUGAAGACUAUUGGGGACCACAUUGUGGCCCACAUCCAGCACGAAGUCGACUUCCUCUUCUGCAUGGAUGUAGACCAGGUCUUCCAAGGCAACUUUGGGGUGGAGACGCUGGGCCAGUCAGUGGCUCAGCUACAGGCGUGGUGGUACAAGGCAGAUCCUGAUGAGUUUACCUACGAGAGGCGGAAGGAGUCUGCAGCAUACAUUCCCUUCGGCCAGGGGGAUUUUUAUUACCACGCAGCCAUUUUUGGAGGAACACCCAUUCAGGUUCUAAACAUCACCCAGGAGUGCUUCAAGGGAAUCCUCCAGGACAAGGAAAAUGAUAUAGAAGCCAAGUGGCAUGAUGAAAGCCACCUAAACAAGUAUUUUCUUCUCAACAAACCCACUAAAAUCUUAUCCCCAGAAUAUUGCUGGGAUUAUCAUAUAGGCCGGCCUUCAGAAAUUAAGGUUGUCAAGAUAUCUUGGCAGACAAAAGAGUAUAAUUUGGUUAGAAAUAAUGUCUGACUUUAAAUCGUGCCAGUAGGUGUCUGAAUUUGAGAGAGUAUCAUUCUGGCUACUUCCUCAGAAAAGUAACACUUAAUUUUAACUUAAAGAAACAUACUAACAAAACACCAACAUGGCAAGUACAUACUAUUCCUCCUUGUAACUUUGAGCCUUGUAAUAUGGGAGAAUGAACCUAUGGUGAUCAGAUGUAAAUUCCCAGUGAUUUCUUAUCUAUUCUGGGUUUGGGGAAAUACUAUCAGCUGAGCCAAAAAGAAUUUGUCACGGGCAAAGAAAAGCCAGAAACACUCUACAUGUGCCAGAUAAUGUACUGGAGAAAAAGGUGCUCAGGGAAGUGUUGGGCAAGAAGAUAGAAUUGUCAAGGGUUUUCCCCUUGAUUUCAAUACCUUCCUGUCUUUGCUGAGUCUGAAGCAACAUAGAGUUGCUUUGCAGCAGGAAAACUCUCAGUAAGGACACAGUCCAUCUUGGCAAGCCUCAAAUGGUUUCAGUAGCAGACUGCUGCAGGCCGUUUGUAGUCCAUGUGCUUUUCUCAUCAGGAUGUUGUUUGGUUUCUGUGGGAAGGAUUGGUGGAGAUUCCCAAUGGAUACCAUGGUGGUGUAUCUUUGGAGUCACAGGGAAUCUGAAUGAGCCAGUGGGUGCUCAGCAUAAAGUGAAAACACAGCCUCAAAUUGAGUUUGCCAUGGAAUAUCAAAGAGUGGAAAGAGGGUCUGAUCAUGGUGGCGCAAUGCCACCUCAGAGGGGCACAGGGUAUGGGGCUGGCACUUAAACACAGCAUGGUCCCAGGAGCUGAAUGGGAGGCAGUGUAGGUGUUCUCCAGCCUCCUCGACCCCACAACACCCAGAGCAGUGGCGACAUGAAUGGAAGAUGCUUCUUCUUUUGCUCAAGUCACAUUCAGUCUGCCCAAGUCUGUAACCUAUGUCUUCAGAUCCUUGGCCAGAGGAAGUGGAUGGCGUCAGGGAAGGCAAAGGACUGCAGUGGAUUGAAGAGGCUUGCAAGGAGUUACAUUUCCUUGACCUGGGCUUCAUGACAAUCAGUCAUCAGCAAGUCCCACACCACCUGCUCUAGCCCUCAGGGUCCCUCAGCCCAUCAUGCCCCAAUUGGAGGGCUGACAUCACAGAGAGCAGCGGAGGAAAAGCCCUCCCAUCAAGUGACCUCUUGGUUUUCCUUGCUCCAUCUGCGCUACUGAAGUGUAACAACCAGAUGCAUUCAAUAAAAUGGUUAAUUGACUUUUUAUCACAAGUAGAGGGGAUGGCAGUCGGAGACCCAGUCCUCACGACUGAACAGCUUAACAUUCAGUUCCCUUCUUAGAGAAGCUAUGAAGUCCUACAUAUUAUUUAAAGUUAGGCAAUUCAAUGUAAAGGAAGUUAGGAGGCAACAUUUACAUAUGCAGGUAUAUUUAUAUUUUGCUUGGGUUCCAAUUUAGAACAUUUGUUUCCAUUUUCAAGCGAUUUAUUUGAAGAGUCAUUGCACUGGCCUGAUGUUCAGCACAAUGAGCUUCCUUGAUAAAAUGAAACCUACAUUUUCUCUACCGCUUUACUGUGCCUCCUACUCAAUUCUUGCCCCGAAAUCUCACAACCCAGCAACAAAACAAAACCAACGAAAAUGCUGACAAAAAAUAGACUUUAUAAAAGUUUUUAACUCAAGUUUUCUGGGAUCCACUCUGGAGUAGGGAGAGUUAAUGAUCCUGAACCAAAGAAAUGAUCUAUCAUAAAGAAAAGAGAAAAAGGGUUGGUGUUUGCUUUUGUGGAGUCUUGAUUUUUUUCAUUCCUUUAAAUUUAAAUCCCAAAUGGACAAACUCAAAAUCUCAUUAAUAGUUAUUCUUAAACCUUUAAGAAAUAAAAUUCCUGAUUUACAAUUGAAUAAAUUAUUUUUUCAGUA